CCAGAUGUCACAUACCGGAAUGUGACUCACCAGAGCCAGAAUUCUCCCCACCGCCAUCGUGGGUCAUGAACGUGUUCCCGAACACCAGCAGCACCACUUUCGACGGUUGUCAGCGGUACAGUAAUGUGACAGUACUGCCACCGUCUGAAGAAGUCUGCCCGUCGUACUGGUUUGACCGGGACAACUUAAUCAGUUGCGAGACCCACCUGUACCAGAAUACCGACACUGUAGUGUAUGAUUAUGACUUGGCGUGCGAUGACUGGCGUCGUUCCUUAAUCGGCUCCAUCAGGACGUUCGGCACCCUGACUGCGCUGCCGAUCACCGGGUUCGUGUCCGACCGCUGGGGCCGCCGCACAGCUCUCACACUCAACGCCUUCAACACAGCCUGGAUCGGCGCACUCAGAUACUUCGCCGACACUUACGUCGGUUUCGUUAUAUCCGAGUUUGCUGAGUCAACUUUUGGCUCCGGGGGAUUUUCGACCGCUUAUAUCCUUGUGAUGGAGGUCGUGGGGCCUAAGUUUCGAGUGCUCGCCGGGGCGAGUAUGAACACUUUCUUUUCCGUGGGCCAAAUCACCAUGGGCUUGAUCGCGUGGGGCGUCCCCAACUGGAGGAAUCUCACUCUCGCUCUCUACAUUCCUCAACUCCUCACAAUAUUUUACUUCUGGCUCAUGACCGAAUCCGUCCGCUGGUACAUGAGUAAAGGUCGUUACGACGAAGCGGAGUCGGUCCUUAAAACAAUUGCUCGGGUUAAUGGAAAACAGCUGUCGGAGAAAUCUCUUGAAGCCUUACGACUCACUUCUGAAGAGGAGCAAAAGAAUCAAGAGUUACUAAAAGAUCAAAGAAAUAAUGAGCCUUGGCUAAUUGUGCUUGUGUUCCGGCAUAAACGGAUAUUGAUCAGAUGCUUAGUAUCACCAGUUUGGUGGAUUACAACAACUUUUAUAUACUAUGGUCUCUCCAUCAAUGCUGUGAAUAUGUCAGGGAACAGGUAUCUGAAUUAUAUGGCGGUGUCCGCCGCCCAGAUCCCGGGAUAUUGGACUGCGGUAUUGCUGUUGCCCAGAGUCGGAAGGAAACCAGUGCUCAUAGUGGCUUUCUGGAUAUGUGCUGCCUGUCAAAUAGGAUAUAUCUUUAUGCCUGAAGGUCAAGCCACCUUAUCACUGGUGCUGUACCUGAUCGGUACAUACAGUAUAGCGACGGUAAUGACGUCUAUCUAUGUGUACACGGCGGAGUUGUACCCGACGAGGUACCGCCACAGCCUGUUCGCCUUUUCCUCUAUGAUGGGAAGAAUAGGCUCUAUUCUGGCACCACUCACCCCCGCUUUGGGUGACGCCGUUUGGGACAAACUGCCUUUUGUGCUGUUCGCGAGCUUUGCACUCCUCUCCGGCUUACUUGUCUUUAUCACACCCGAGACCCUCGGCUCCAAAUUCCCUGACACCAUGGAGGAAGCAUCCAAGAUUGGAAAAGAGGAAGGGAACUAA
Diatraea saccharalis (sugarcane borer) is the source of this 1475-nucleotide messenger RNA. NCBI's taxonomy places the organism in Eukaryota, Metazoa, Arthropoda, Insecta, Lepidoptera, Crambidae. The record is from the annotation of a GenBank genome assembly.